GUGAUCACUGAUUGGCCAAUCAGUCCCGAUCAUGUGAUCACUGAUUGGCCAAUCUCAGUGAUCACAUGCAGAGUAGUAAGCAAGAUGUCACUUCUGACAUCAUUGCUUACUACGUGUGAAAUCACAACACAUUCACAACAGCCUUGUACCAUGUGACAAGCUGUGACCAAUCACAGCUAACACAGUAGUUCUCAAUGGCUGCAAGAAUGCAGCCAGAGAGAUGGAGAAAUGAUUGCUUUUACAGCCUUUAUGGGUGUAAAAGCAAUCAGUGUAAAAAA
This is a messenger RNA of Staurois parvus, 278 nucleotides long. NCBI's taxonomy places the organism in Eukaryota, Metazoa, Chordata, Amphibia, Anura, Ranidae. The record is from the annotation of a GenBank genome assembly.